Messenger RNA from Syzygium oleosum, 1723 nucleotides. RefSeq lists its product as uncharacterized. The coding region runs from base 252 to 1355 and encodes 367 amino acids. The transcript is spliced from 8 exons. Lineage: Eukaryota; Viridiplantae; Streptophyta; Magnoliopsida; Myrtales; Myrtaceae. The record is from RefSeq and is a predicted model, not a curated record.
AUUUUUCAGACGAAUUUGCACGUAUUGGUCUAGAUGAGAAUCAAGAUGGAAGGCCUAGGAACUUUUCCUUUGUUCGGUAUGUCCGGUUCCUGGUCCAAUAUCCUAGGGCCAGUCCAGUUUUGUUUUCUACUCAAAAGACUCGCCUCCUGACCUAACCCAACUGGGAUCACGAGGAUAAGGUGUUUCUGUAACUGGAGUCACUCUUCUGAGGAAGAACAAGCAAGCUCUCUCACACACACAUAGCCAUACCGAUGGAAGAGCACACGCUGGAGAUGUUUGAAGUUGGGCCAUGCGAGACUCCUCGUCAAUUGGGCUUCUUGAUUGGCCGGAGGUUCUCAGGUUUGAUACAGAGCAGGUUGUCUAGAGACCUGAUCCAUCAAAACCAGCUCCUGCCAUGGGCACGAGCUCCAGAAUCACGGCCUCUCCUCGAAGCUCUCUGCGAAAAUAACCGGAGCAAGUUCCCUCGCUACUGGGAGGAGCUCGUUGGGACGGCCGAAGGGGGUGGCGUGCCGGUUCUCGACGUAGUCCUCAUAGUGUUGAUAAACUUCAGGAAGGAAAUCCUACCCUUCAUCCCCGAGAAGGAAUCAAAAUCACACCCGCCCGAGAAAGCUAUCGAGUGUUCCGACGUAUUGGUCGUCGGCAAGUCGAUGGCCGUCGCCGCGCACAACGAGGAUGCCAAUGUCGCUCUAGUUGGCCACACCUACAUAAUCAAGGGUACUCUGUCGAGUGGAUUGUGCUUCAUUUCCUACACGUACGCAGGAGAGCUCCCGAGCUGCGCAUUCGGAUUCAACAACAACGGAAUGGGAUUUACGCUGAAUGCAGUACCUCCCUCUAAAGAAGAGAUUGUAGCAGGUGGGAUUGGAAGGAACUUCAUCUCAAGAGAUCUCCUAGAGGCAACGAGCAUGACCGAUGCGGCCGGUAAAAUCCGCUCUGCAGAAGCAUCUGUAGGGCACAGUUACAAUCUGAUCGAUCUGAAGGCACGAAGAAUCCACAACAUAGAGACCGCAUCGAAGACCCGGCUUUCGGUUACUGAAGUGGAUGAAGCACCGUUCUUCCAUGCAAACAUGUAUCUGCAUCUUCAAGUUAAGCAGGUAGAAGAUGAGAACUCGAGAAGCAGGCAAAAGAGAGCGGCUGUGUUACCAAAGAAUUCUAAACAGGACUUCCUCUCACUCCUUGGAGAUACAGAUGAUGCCAAAUAUCCCAUCUAUAUGUCAGGUCCAACGCUGUACACGCUAUGCACGGCUCUGGUCGAUCUGGAUGAGCAGACACUGAGCAUCAUGAAAGGGAAUCCGAAGAAAGGAGCAGUUUCUCACAUCUUCUCUCUGUCAUCACCAGAUCUCAAGGAGCUGUGCUAAAACCUCCAUGCAGCCCAUUUUGCUUUGAUGAAGUGAGAAAGACUACAGCAGUUUCCAAGGCUCUCUCAUCCAGGAGUCCAGGCUUCUGUACACCUAUUGAGUGGCCCUCUUCUGUCAUUUUUCACCAAAACUCGACUUCGGUCUUUUUUUCCCGCUAAGCGGCCACACACUACACUGAAGGUCCGGUGCGAGAUGAAAAAGUUUUAACUCCUCAUAGCAGGCCGAUCACUAGAUUCAUGCCUCGUAACAAUUAGGAGCAGCAUGUUCUGUCAACAAGAGUAAGGUAAGUCCAUGGCUUCAUGGAAUUAUGGCAUCCGAGAAACACCCACCACUUAAUAAUUACAAUAUGCAAGAUUCUGUUGAUGCCA